AUGGCGUGGCGCGUAGUCUACGCGCUCGGCCUAGUGGUGUGGUCCAUAAAUGGACAACAGCCACUCAAUCAGCAAGGCCAAAACAUCAACCCCGACCAGGGCCAAGGCACAAACCUCAUCACCGGCCAGGGCAUUACACCGUACUAUGGAGUGAACCUCGUGCCGUUCGGGCCGGACGCGGGCGACAUGCGUGUGAACGACGAAAUGCUGACGGGAGGGCAGACGAUUGAUUUGCAUCUGUUUUUCCCGUUUUAUGGUGGACUCUACAAUUACACAUCGAUCUCCGGGAAUGGCUACAUCAGCUUCGCCACCGUGUUCGACCAGGGCCCCGUGAUCAACGUCGGCCCGACCGAUACGGAUUGGCCGACCGUCCAGGAUCCGGCCAUGAUUGCGCCGUAUUUGUGCAAGCAGCAGAUCCCGCGCAACCAUGGACCCGGACUGAAAACGGGCGUCUUCUACCGUCUCCUCCUCCGCCAAUCCCUAUUCGGCCGCCAAUCCGACAGUAACAUGAAUAUGGGUGGCAGUAUGCCGUCUGGAUUCUUUGGACAGGCAGCUCGACUGGCUUGCCCGGCAACCCCGAAUCACUAUGCGAGGUGUAACCAGGAAAGUGACUAUCAACUGAACGAGUGGAUGAACUGGUUGCAGGAGGGCAUUGCCGGUGCACAAAUGUUCCGCGCCGACGCGGCCCUGGUGGUCACGUGGUUCAACUCGGCCUCCGCAAUCUCGGGCCGCUCCGACGUCGACGCCGGCCAGUUGUCAACCUACCAGCUGAUCUGGCUGACCGAUAGUAAUGCACGCCUCUCCUACGUCAUCUUCAACUACGACAAGCUCGGCUUCGAUGCAACGGAUUUCCGCGGGAAUUCAAGGACUGGAAGGUGUCAGGCGCUCUUCAACGGCGGUAACCACACCGGAAUCGUGCCGGUCGACCCGACGCAGAUGUACAAGAAUACACCCAAGGUGUUGGCUUCACAGUCCGGAGUGCCCCAUAUUGUUCGCGGCCGAUACAUGUUCCGUGUUGAUGACGUCGUCCGCCCAGGCGGCUGUUCCAACAAAACUGGAGGCACUUUCCCGAUGAUGAUAUACCCGAACAUUGUCAACAUGUUGGGCGAGACGACGGUCGAUGUGAAUGCGAUGUGUCUGGAUCGGGCAAAGAGUUAUAUUCUGAUGAUAGAGCAGAGACAGAUAGCCACGUGCACAGUGUUGAAUCCGUCGAUAGCGAGAUGUGCACUUCCGAAAAUCUUUGACUGGGGCACGCGUACCGUAUAUUUUCAACCGAGAGGCGGAAGUGGGGAUGAUGAGAAGGCUUUCGUGGGCUAUAUUUAUUUUGUCCCUCCAACCCUCGACCCUCAACGUCUCGAAAUUGGCAACAUCUACGAUUGGUUCAAAAACCCGAUCCCCUACCAAGUGAUGCCCCUCUCAUGGUAUCCCCGAAAUUUCACCAACCCCGACAUCAACAACCGCCUCGACUCCGGCGGGGUCAGAAUUAGUGACGACUCGAUGUAUUCAGUACAACUCGGAUUGUAUGUGAUCGGGUAUAAGGAAUUUAAGGACGACGAGAUCAAAAAAUUCCGGCCUGAGCAUCGGAUUAUCGCGCGGCUUGGCUCGUAUGCAAAUAAGAAUCAAUAUGAGUUCCGGUGGAGACCGCAGGAGGAACGGAUCAAUAUUAAUCAGGUCGAACAAUGGUACAUGACCGAUUGGGAAAGAAUGAACGAGCUGUACACCUACCGCUUCGGCUACCUUAAACUCGCGCCAAUUAUGAAUGUUGAUCAGCAACGCCCCACACAACUUCCAGCCGGAUUGGUCUCCCACCCGAUCUCCCUGCAUUGGAUGUGGACGACGAACAAUCAAGAGUUCGCCACCACCACCUACAGCGCCCAGGACGAGAAGUCGAGGGUGGAAUUUGUGAAGAAGAAGGCGACACAGAUGUGUCAUGACUGGUACAACGAAGAUGGUGCCCAGGCCAACUUCAUCCGCGACACCGAGACGAACGCUUCGUGCCCGUGCGUUGAGAGGCAGGCGAUGGCCGAUCUUGGACGGUUUAUGCCACAUCCACGAUGCUCACAGAUCUUCCGUGAUAUCACCUGCACCCAAUCGAUCGGUGCCCGAAAUUGCUACAUGUCGGCCCAAAACGUCUACGGGUCGUAUGCCGGAUCGGGCAGGACGGACAACUCGCAUACCACCGGCCGAAUCCCCACCCACUACGGACAAGUGUGCUGCUACGAUUCUGACGGCCAUCUGAUGCAGACCAGUUAUCAACCUGUUAUAAAGGUGACACCGGAAGUGCCGUAUAACCCCGGGUUCCCGUUACGCGCCUACGAGUUUGGGUCAUCACCGUAUAUGGGGCAGUUUGAGGUGCCGGGUCUAUCAGCCUUUCACAACGACUACAUGCCAUAUUUCCUCUGCUGCAAAUAUGCCGAUUUUCGUUGCCAAAUGUUCUACUGGCGGCGGCCGUCUAGCGGUUGUCAGGAGUAUCAGCCGGCAGCAUACGGCGAAGCCAUCGGCGCCGGCGUCUUCAACACGAUCGACAACGACAAGUUUGUGUUCAACGAGCCGGGCGUGUACACCCUUCUCUACAUCCCGAAGACGUUGACCACCCCGGAAGUGAAGAUCCAAGUCCGGCUGGAGCGAUAUCCGAACCGGAAGGUCGACUUCAGUUACCUUGGUCGUUGGAUGCCGCAGAAGGACCUUGUUCAGCCCUCAAAUGCCACCGUCAUCACUGGAAUUGCCAUUGAGGCUACAGGAACCGAUCGCAUUCACGUACUUGCUCGGAAAGAUACUCGCCGCUUCCGCUACCGUACCAGCAUCAUUGUCGGCAACAUUCUGCGCUAUUUCGAUACGAUGGUCAUCCAACGCUUCAAGGGUGUGCUCGUCUACGUGAACAAUGUGGAGCGUGGCCAAGCCGAGAUCUAUGUUGUGCUUGAGGAGGCCCAGAUCGGCAUCAGGAUACGCGAAUCAUUCAACCGAGAUAUCGAUCGAUUGCUGAACUACCAGGAGAGCUUCGGGAUUCUAAACGUUGCUCUUUCUGUGCCGCCACAGUAUGGAGUGAGACCCGAUGGAGAUAAGGCACGCGAGAACGAGAUCCGACAGCGCUAUAAUUUGCCAAAGGUCGCCGGCCUAAUGCGCCCAUUCCCCGACCAAACGAUGAGCAGCCAAUACCAGCGUGACCUCCAAAUGCAAGACGUCAACUCCGAGCAGUACAGGCAGCAGAUUGUACAGAAUUACAAAAUUGCCGGCAGUGGCGAGAGUGGCUCGGAUCAGAAUCUGAACGUCCAGUACAACUCGGAGAUCCCCUCGGAAAAUAUGUUCACCACCAGCCGCGACGAGGACAGGAAGUUUGAGGUGUUUCCCGAGGCAUCGAUGCGAGGGCCCAUCUACAAAGCGGCCGCCGAGUUUGAGACGGGCACCAACCGCUUCUAUCCGAUCACCGGGACGGUGUUGAUCCAAAUACUGAACCACUGCCGCGAUAUGGAGCAGAACCCGAAUUACAACCUGCAGCCGCAAAUCUCGUCGGUGAUGGAGCAGUACGGGAUGUCGGUAUGCCCGAAUAAACCCUCAGAAGUGUUGGCCGAUUGUGGGGACAAUUGGGCGUGUCUCUACGACUAUACCCUCCUCAACUCAAAGGUCAUCGGCCAGGAGAGCAAGGAGGCAUGGAAUUCCCAUAUCGCCCUCCGACUUCAAGCGAUGCGGCAGUACAACUCAUGCGGCCCGAUCAACAUCGAGUACCCGGAAUAUCUGAUGAAAAUCGGCAGCAUGCACAGCGCUUAUCUGGAGGGGGAUGUCGCACAAUUCGAGUGUUUCCAGAGCCAUUGGACCAAGGGAACCCAUGAGUACAAGUGCGGAAUGGUGGCGAAUCGAGACUACUAUCGGGACAGCCGGACCCGCGAGCAAGAGCCCCUCAACUAUCAAUACGGUACCUAUCGAUUCGAGUGGAAUAAGGGAGACCAACCGUGGUGCCGGUCGCGUGAGAAGGAGAAUUUCUUCAUUUGGUUGGCCGCGAUUUUGGGAUCUGCUGGAAUUAUUAUCGUGUUGAUCCUGAUCUAUCUAAUGUGCUGGAUCAAGAAGCAAGACCACCGCAAGAAGUUUGACGAGGAGAAGGAGCAGAACAGCGUCCGAACACCGUCAACAGCACGGAAAUGGAAUGACCCGCCGUACUCACGAGAAGCGGAACCGCUCAAUCCGAAGGCCCGGCUGAUGGAUAGCCCUCGGGUACAUACGCCAAACAAGCCGAGAAUCGAUCCGUACUCCUCGCCAGCGGAAGCCUCGACCCCCGAGUCGACGCACCAUAACGAGAAGAAUGGCAUGCUCGGCCUCAACACCAGCGUC
Molecule: messenger RNA, 4323 nt
Organism: Mesorhabditis spiculigera
Lineage: Eukaryota; Metazoa; Nematoda; Chromadorea; Rhabditida; Rhabditidae
Source: the annotation of a GenBank genome assembly